AUGAGUGGAUGUCCGUACUUUGAGAAGAAGCAUCUGUUAUUUAAAAACAAGCUUCCCAAAACAGAAGAUGAGGAUGCUUCUCAGGCAGGGGUUAACAAGGCCAGUAAAGGAGGAAUCAUCUAUGGAGACUACCUGCAGCUCAACAAAGUACUGUCAGCGCAGGUGUUACAGAGUGAACUAAAGGGUAACAAGAUCCAUGACGAGCACCUUUUUAUUGUCACCCAUCAAGCCUACGAACUGUGGUUCAAACAGAUUUUAUUUGAAAUUGAUUCCGUGCGAGAAAUCUUCACCAACGAACACGUUCGAGAUGAACGCAACAUGCUCAAAGUGAACACUCGCAUCCACAGGACUGUAACGAUUUUCAAACUGUUGGUUGACCAGUUUGCAGUUUUGGAAACAAUGACAGCUUUGGACUUUUUUGACUUUAGGGAAUACCUAUCUGCAGCUUCUGGCUUCCAAAGCCUUCAGUUCCGGCUCUUGGAGAAUAAAAUUGGGGUCCCGGAAAACCUCAGGGUUCCAUACAACAGAUGCCAUUACAAGGACAAUUUCAGUGGUCACGACAGUGAGAUGCUGCUCUCCUCUGAACAGGAACCGACACUCUUAAAGCUAGUCGAGGGGUGGCUGGAGCGAACUCCUGGCUUGGAGGUGGAUGGAUUCAAUUUCUGGGAAAGGCUGGAAAUCAAUAUAUUUGAUGGGCUGAAUCAGGAGAGGGAGGAAAUUGAGAAAAUGCCAGAUUCCGAGGAGAAGGAGGAAAUGAUGGUAGAGCUGGUCAAACAGAAAGAGCUCUACAGCUCUCUGUUUGAUGAAAAGCGUCAUGACCAUCUCCUUAGCAAAGGUGAGAGGCGGCUCUCUUACAAGGCCCUGCAAGGUGCUCUGAUGAUUUACUUCUACAGGGAAGAGCCAAGGUUCCAGGUUCCUUUCCAGCUGCUCACAUCCCUCAUGGAUAUUGACACCCUCAUGACAAAAUGGAGAUACAAUCAUGUAUGCAUGGUGCAUCGUAUGAUUGGCAGCAAAGCUGGCACAGGGGGCUCAUCUGGCUACCAAUACCUGAGAUCUACUGUCAGUGACCGCUACAAAGUGUUUGUGGAUCUGUUCAAUCUGGCAACAUUCCUGGUGCCUCGCCACUGGGUGCCCAAGCUGAACCCCAGUGUUCACACUUUCCCCUACAUGGCCGAGUGCUGGGACAGCUCCUACUGCACCAGUGAAGACUCAGACUAGGGGGCGUCUCAGUUGUCUAUCUCGGCUCCCUUUCUAUCAUUGUAAGAGACCUCACAACAGUGGAUCAUUUGCACAGUGGAAAAGUUCAAGUGACAGGGGCACAGGUAAAUUGGUGACCAUCAAAACAUGCUAAGAGUUGUGCAUUU
Messenger RNA from Monopterus albus (swamp eel), 1364 nucleotides. RefSeq names its product tryptophan 2,3-dioxygenase a (gene tdo2a). Lineage: Eukaryota; Metazoa; Chordata; Actinopteri; Synbranchiformes; Synbranchidae. Bases 1 to 1218 code for a protein of 405 amino acids. The transcript has 12 exons. The record is from RefSeq and is a predicted model, not a curated record. Gene Ontology annotation, molecular function: heme binding; L-tryptophan 2,3-dioxygenase activity; metal ion binding.